This is a messenger RNA of Beta vulgaris subsp. vulgaris (sugar beet), 3622 nucleotides long. RefSeq names its product chloride channel protein CLC-c. NCBI's taxonomy places the organism in Eukaryota, Viridiplantae, Streptophyta, Magnoliopsida, Caryophyllales, Amaranthaceae. The record is from RefSeq and is a predicted model, not a curated record. Gene Ontology annotation, molecular function: voltage-gated chloride channel activity. Gene Ontology annotation, cellular component: intracellular membrane-bounded organelle; plant-type vacuole membrane. Gene Ontology annotation, biological process: chloride transport; transmembrane transport. The coding region runs from base 454 to 2805 and encodes 783 amino acids. The transcript has 8 exons.
CUAUCCAAUUAUCUAUUGAUGAACUAAUAAAUUUUCCUAAUCCCCAUUUAACCGGUAUUUGUGUUCCUCAAAUUGUAUGCCCCCACCUUUUCCUUAUUUUUCUGCAGAAUCAAACAACACUGCAUCAGCUAUUUAAGAUUUACGCUCUUCUCAAUUUUCUCUCUCCAAUCUCAAAUUGCCAGCUUAUCUCUCAGUCCAUAAUUGAUCUCAAUCACUACAUCAUCUCAAUUUUUUAUGAUUUUUCUGCUACUACUUUGUUAAAUCAUCCCCGCCUGUAAAUAAUCCAAUUAAAUUUCCGAAUUUUUCUCUCUUAAAUUGUUUUGAUUUGCGAAUUUCUCACUUGGGUUUCAUAUAAAAUCACUGAAAAUUUCUUUGUGAUCAAAGGGGGACUCUUAUUUAUAGGAGCCAAGUUGUGGUCAGAGGGUGAUCCUAUACAUCCAUAGUAACAAGAGUAUGGAUCCACAUAAUGAUGUGGACCACAAGGAUAAUGAAGAGAAUGAUGUGGAAUUUCUUGGAGAAUUGGAUGGUAAGGAGGAAGAGAGACUAUGGUCUUCCAUGUCAGAGAGAAACAUGUCAUCGAUGAGGAUGCCGCUUUUGAGGAAAAGAACAAAUACUACCUCGCAGAUUGCUGUUAUUGGUGCCAAUUCCUGCCCCAUUGAGAGCCUUGACUAUGAGAUAAAUGAAAAUGAAUUGUUUAAGCAAGAUUGGAGGUCAAGGAAAAAGGUUCAAAUAUUUCAGUAUGUGUUCCUGAAGUGGGCAUUAGCACUCCUGAUCGGACUAAGUACUGGACUCGUUGGAUUCUUUAGUAAUAUUGCAGUUGAAAAUAUAGCUGGUUUCAAAUUGUUGCUCACUAACAAACUGAUGCUACAGGGAAGUUACUUCAAGGCUUUCCUUGCAUUUGCUGGUUGCAACAUCGCGUUCGCCACUCUUGCUGGAACACUUUGUGCCUUUGUGGCUCCUGCUGCUGCGGGAUCUGGCAUCCCCGAGGUCAAAUCUUAUCUUAACGGUGUUGAUGCUCCCUCAAUCUUGGCUCCAAGCACACUCUUUGUAAAGAUAUUUGGUUCUAUUUUCGGUGUGUCCGCUGGGUUUGUGGUUGGUAAGGAGGGACCUAUGGUGCAUACUGGUGCUUGCAUCGCCAAUUUACUUGGUCAGGGGGGCUCUCGCAAGUACAGAUUGACCUGGCCUUGGCUCAGAUACUUCAAGAAUGAUAGAGAUCGGAGAGAUUUGAUCACCUGUGGUGCUGCAGCUGGUGUGGCUGCUGCAUUUCGUGCUCCAGUUGGUGGUGUCCUCUUUGCCCUUGAAGAAGCAGCUUCCUGGUGGAGGAGCGCUCUUCUUUGGAGGACAUUUUUCACCACAGCUAUGGUUGCUAUGGUUUUGAGAAGCUUCAUUCAAUAUUGCUGGUCUGGGAAAUGUGGAUUGUUUGGUAAGGGUGGGUUGAUAAUGUAUGAUGUUAGUGAAGAGGUAGCAAGUUAUGGCGGUUAUGAUAUUCUGGCGGUCAUGUUUCUUGGAAUUGUCGGAGGUGUUCUGGGAAGCUUUUAUAACUAUCUUGUCGACAAGGUCCUCCGUACUUACAGCAUCAUUAAUGAAAAAGGUCCAUCCUUCAGAGUUGUACUUGUUAUCGUUAUAUCUUUCCUGACAACAUGCUGUGCUUUUGGCCUUCCAUGGUUUGCGAAGUGCACUCCCUGUCCUACAGAUUCAAUAGCCAAGUGCCCAACUGUUGGUGAAAUCGGACACUACAAGAACUUUCAAUGUCCACCUGGCCAUUACAAUGAUCUUGCUUCCCUCUUCCUCACCACAAAUGAUGAUGCUAUUCGUAAUUUGUUCAGCACGACCAUCAUUAGAGAAUUUCAGAUCCCUUCUCUCUUCAUUUUCUUCUUCACAAUCUAUUUCCUUGGGAUCAUCACUUAUGGAAUUGCAGUACCUGCAGGACUAUUCAUUCCUGUAAUUUUAGCUGGGGGUGUUUAUGGUCGUCUAGUGGGUAGACUCUUUCACUCUGUGUCAGUGCUUGACACGGGUCUUUUCUCUCUUCUCGGAGCUGCCUCAUUCCUUGGGGGAACAAUGAGAAUGACAGUUUCUCUGUGUGUGAUCCUGCUUGAGCUUACCAAUAAUUUAUUAUUGCUCCCUCUUGUGAUGAUAGUUCUCCUCAUAUCGAAAACCGUGGCAGAUUGCUUUAACCAUGGUGUAUAUGAGCAAAUAGUAAAACUAAAAGGGUUACCGUAUUUGGAAGCUCAUGCAGAGCCUUACAUGAAGCACUUGGUGGCUGGGGAUGCUGUUUCUGGUCCAUUGGUCACGUUUUCAGGUGUGGAGAAGGUGGAGUCUAUUGUACAUGCUUUGCAAAGUACCGGACAUAACGGAUUUCCUGUAAUUGAUGAACCACCUUUCUCAGAUACACCUGAGCUAUGUGGGUUGGUUCUAAGGUCACAUCUGCUUGUUCUACUCAAGGCAAAGUAUUUCACCCGGGAGAGGAGGCUGUCCGGUAGAGAUAUACUUAAGAAGUUCUCUCCAUUUGACUUUGCUAAGCCUGGGACAGGGAAAGGGCUCAAAUUGGAGGACGUAACUAUUACAGAGGAAGAGAUGGAAAUGUAUAUUGAUCUCCAUCCAAUAACUAAUGCGUCCCCAUAUACCGUGCUUGAGACCAUGUCAUUAGCCAAAGCAAAAGUUCUUUUCAGGCAAAUCGGACUGAGACACAUGUGCGUGGUACCAAAGAGUCAAGGGAGAUCUCCAAUCGUUGGACUCUUAACACGACAUGACUUCAUGCCGGAGCACAUACUCGGACUCUACCCUCAUAUGAAGCAGCAUAAGUAGAUUAAGCUAUGAAGAGCUCCAUGUUCGGUGAAUAUUUUCAUUCUCAUUUAUACAACUAUUCUUUUUCCCCUUCUUUUCUAUUUGCUGAAGCAAGUUACCAGUUUUGGAGUUGGUAUGAAGGCAGAGAAAUUCCUUGUUCAUAACAUUCUUUCUUUUAUUGUAUAUUCAACAAUUAAUGUUGCAUAUUGAAUCAGAAAUGUUGUAUAUGAAAACCAAAGUAUUGCCAUCAUUUGUUAGCUACAUUGUGAUGGUGAUUUUUUGGUUUCAAUAUAGAACAUUUGUGAUUCAAUAUAUAAUAUUUGCUAUUGAAUAUACAUUUAGAAAAUCAAUGUCCAUAUCAGUUAUGAGAACCUGGCAACCGUCCAGCAGGAAAUCGAAUUUGGAAGAAGGAUUACAUAUAUUCAUGCAAGGAUUGUGGUAUUGGCGCUCAUAUUCCUCCAUAUCAUGUGAUUAUGUGAAUAUUUAUUCAUAAGUUUCUAUUAUUACAAGUUAGAGUUAUGGCUUUGUUAUCAGACGGAUAUAUUCUCUAUAUCGAUCUUUUUACAUCAUUUUUGUAUUAAAAGUUGCUGGGUUAGGGAUGACAAGAGUUUCGUUCGACUAUUCAUAGAAUUUGGACAUGAGAUAUCCCCUGCUAGACAUAUAUCUGUAUUUAUAAAUGUAAAUUUCCAGACAGGCAAUAUUGUUGAAUAAUUUCUGGUAUAUUAAUGUAUCAGUUUCCUGUGAAAUAGUUUGUAAUCAUGUUGAGUUAAAAUGCCUGGGUAUGUAUGUGUUCCAGAAUUUGAUCUUGACUAUUAAUCUUAAUGUUUGUCAUCUAUUA